AGUCCUGAAAGCGAUCUUUAAGUCUAUUACCAAAGUCUGCUCUCGUUGCUGCAAUGAUGGAUUUCAAGGCGUUUGGAGAAGAGUCUUCUGAGGGAGACGCGGAGGAUCUGGACAGUGUGAAAGCACUGACAGAAAAGCUGAAGUUACAGACUCGCAGACCAUCCUAUCUGGAGUGGCAGGAGCGAUUACAGAGUGGACCGUGGCAGGAGAGCUAUCCAACUGACCGCCCGGACUCAGAGGGACAAGAGGUCUCCAUGCCUGCAGUUUUGAGAAAUGAGAGAUCUGAGCUCGUAAUUCGUAACAUCUGUGGCUUUGAUACUAUUGAUGAUGCUUUGGAGUUUCUGAGAAAAGAGCUGAGGGAGAUGCAGGUUCAGGACAACCGCCUGGCCCGUCAGCUGAUCCGACUGCGUGGGGAGAUCCACCGGCUCAAAGUGGAGCAGGUAUGCGACCGCCAUAAGGAGAUGCUCGAUGAUGCAACGUACGAGCUGGAGGAGUGUGGCGAGGAGUCAGAUCUGCUGUGUGACAUCCCCAUGAAGGCCGCUUUCGCCUUGUCCACCCCGCUGAAACACCUGGGCCUCACCAAGAUGAACAUCAACUCCAGACGUUUCUCACUGUGUUAAAACCUCAACCCCUGAAUCUUUGUUACUGAGGACGCUCCCAUCGCCUCCCUCUCUGUUUGUUCAGGCAAAUGAGGAGGUGUUUUGUCGACAGAGUGGCUGGCCAGCUACUGGUGCCACGGAUGGAAAUAAAAAUGAGUCCUCUGACGUACACCGCGACUUGACAGGCAUGAGGAAGCUUCUGUGUGCAGACCUGUAGAGGCACACACCCAAAAACACUGACACACCUUUCUGCUGCACAGAGCCUGAGUUGCUCUAACAUUGUGUGUUCUUUGCACAGUGCAGGGUGAAAUCGAGUAGCUAGAUGAAGAAUUAGACCUAGACUGAAAUGUAAAGGUGAAUAUGAAAUGGGCAUUAUGUUUGGUAUCUUAUACUCAGUUCAUUUUGGUGUUGUAAAAACAAAGUUUGCCAAAGAUGUGCAAAACAUUUAGGGGGAGUGUAGUUAUUAGUUGUUCAAUGGUUGUCAUAAAAAUAAGAAAGCACUCAUUUGUAGACAAAAAAUGUCAUGGGUCACAUUACUUUACAUGUAAAAAGGUUUUCCACAGUUGACUGAAAUGAAAAUGUAUGAAGGCACUGUGUCUGGUCCAGUCUGAAAGAAAUGCAGAAUUUUAAAGUAAGCAUGGUCCUUUGAUAAAGUGACAUAACAUGUACAUAGAAACCACCAUCUCAUACAGCAUCCUCACAGGAAGUGGGAGGCCACACUCCCAGCAUUUUUACACCUCUUCUUCAUGAACCAAAAAUAUCUCUAUGGCCUUGCCACUGCAGUGACAGAACCCAGGAGGCUCUUCUUAAUGCAUUUGUUUUCCAUUACAGUCCAGAGUCCAGAUGCUGCUGAGCACUAUAUAUGGCUGGAAAGUGACCAAGUGUAUUCUGUUGCUCAGUAAGCGAUUCAGGGCAAAUUAAAUAGGUUAUUACAUACCUUAAUAUUAUCAGAUAGUAAUCUUGUUGUUGAGUU
Molecule: messenger RNA, 1572 nt
Organism: Scomber japonicus (chub mackerel)
Lineage: Eukaryota; Metazoa; Chordata; Actinopteri; Scombriformes; Scombridae
Gene: fam167b
Product: family with sequence similarity 167 member B
Exons: 2
Coding region: 54-620 (188 amino acids)
Source: RefSeq, a predicted model, not a curated record